CCCUGCUUCUUCCGUGCCAGGUGCUGUGAACCUGUGCGUCUCCCUGCCGGUGCCUCAGGCCGUCCCCAUGGACCUGCGGAUCGGACAGCGCUUUGUCAAGCCCGGCUCCGACACCACCCUGCUGGCUCUCAAGCAGACCCAGCAGCUGCAGCACCAGCUCUUCUUGGCCAGUCUGCACCAACAGCAGGUGGAGCAGUUCACCCACCAGCACAUGCGGGUGAACAUGGACUCCCCGCAGCGCGAGGCAGAGGCUGGGCAGCAGGAGCAGGAGCUGCGGCUACUCCUCAAUAAGGACAAGAGCAAACGAAGUGCGGUGGCGAGCACGGUGGUGAAGCAGAAGCUAGCUGAGGUCAUCCUGAAGAAACAACAGGCAGCUUUGGAAAGGACCAGCAACCCCAGUGGCCCCCCAAUGCCAUACAGGUCUCUAGAGCCCCUGGAUACCGAAGGGCCUGCCCCUCCUGUGCUCAGCCCCUUCCUGCCACAAGUCCCCAGCAGUUCCAUAGACCCUCCGGAGCACUUUCCUCUGCGGAAAACAGCAUCUGAGCCCAACCUGAAGGUGCGCUACAAGCCCAAGAAAUCGAUGGACCGGCGUAAGAACCCGCUGACUCGCAAGGAGAGUGCACCCCCUUCCCUGAAGAGGAGGCCAGUAGAGGCCAUUGACUCUUCCCCCAGCAGUAGCAGCACCCCCGUGUCAGGCUGCAGCUCCCCCAACGACAGCCUCCCAGCGGAACAUGGAGUCCCCCCCACCGGGCCCAGCAUUGCCCAUGAGGGUGACGCAGACCGUCGCUCCCUCUCUGGCUUGGCUCACCGAGUGCCAGUGCUGAAUGGGCCUGUCCUCCCAGGCACCCACUCGUCCAUGUUCAUCCCAGCUGGCUUGGAGCAGCAUGAACCUGGGGGUCCUCUGUCCCCUCGGCUUCAGCCUGUCAUUAUCCUCGAGUCCUCGGUCACCCACGCGCCCCUUGUGGCAAUGCCAGGCCUGGGGACGGUCCCGUUCCACUUCGCCCACUCGCUCAUCCCCACCGACCGGCUGUCACUGCCAGGCCACCACAAACCGCUGGGGCGGACCCGCUCGGAGCCCCUGCCCCCCAAUCCUAAGGCCAUCCAGCAGCAGCUGGCGUACCAACAGCAUCAUGCCCAAUUCCUGGAGAGGCUCAAGCAGCAGACACACUUGGGCAAGCUCAUGGCCAAGUCCACCGAGAAGCCUCGUCUGCGGCAGAUCCCCUCCUCGGAGGACAUGGAGGCCGAGCGGGGGCUCCCAGAGGGAGCGAGCGGGCGCGGUGACCAGCCUAAAGGCCGAGGAGAGCUCACGCGGCCAGGGGGCAGCACAAAGGAGCCUGAGCGGAGCCCAAAGCUCUUGCAGCCACAGGAGGAGCUUGUCUUGCAGCAGGCCUACCUGUGGGAGCAGCACCAGCGCCUGCAGCACCCGCUCCUCGUCCCUGCCCCCCACGGAGGGCCCCGGCCUCUCUCCAGGGCCCAGUCAUCUCCUGCCACCGCUACCAUUGCCCUUCCUGCCCAAGAAGCACCCACCAAGGCACUCUCCUUGCCGGUGCAAGAGCCGCCUGCCAAACCACACUUCACAACAGGGCUUGUGUAUGACUCUGUGAUGCUCAAACACCAGUGCUCCUGUGGGGACAACAGCAACCACCCUGAGCAUGCUGGGAGAAUUCAGAGCAUCUGGUCCCGCCUACAGGAGCGGGGUCUGCGCAGCCAGUGCGAGUGUCUGCGGGGACGCAAAGCAACCCUGGAGGAGCUGCAGUCGGUGCACACUGAGCGCCACGUCUUCCUCUACGGCACCAACCCCCUCAAUCGCCUCAAACUGGACAAUGGGAAACUGGCAGGGAUCCUGUCGCAGAGGAUGUUCGUCAUGCUGCCCUGUGGGGGCGUGGGGGUGGACAGCGACACUAUCUGGAAUGAGCUGCACUCCUCCAAUGCUGCCCGCUGGGCUGCCGGCAGCGUCACCGACCUGGCCUUCAAGGUGGCCACGAGGGAGCUCAAGAAUGGCUUUGCUGUGGUGCGACCCCCAGGACACCAUGCGGACCCUUCCACUGCCAUGGGUUUCUGCUUUUUCAACUCAGUGGCAAUAGCAGCUAAGCAGCUGCAGCAGAAGGGGAAGCUCAGUAAAAUCCUCAUUGUGGACUGGGAUGUUCACCAUGGCAACGGCACCCAGCAAGUGUUCUACAAAGACCCAGAUAUUCUCUACAUCUCAUUACAUCGCCAUGAUGACGGCAACUUUUUCCCUGGCAGCGGGGCAGCGGAUGAGGUUGGCUCUGGCGCUGGCAAGGGAUUUAACGUCAACGUGGCUUGGACUGGUGGGCUUGACCCACCCAUGGGCGAUCCGGAGUACUUGGCAGCUUUCAGGACUGUCGUGAUGCCGAUUGCCCACGAGUUCUCUCCGGAGGUGGUGUUGGUGUCUGCGGGGUUUGACGCAGCUGACGGCCACCCACCACCUCUGGGAGGCUACAAAGUCUCUGCCAAAUGCUUCGGCUACAUGACCCGACAGCUGAUGAGUCUGGCAGGGGGAGCCAUCGUCCUCGCCCUAGAAGGGGGUCAUGACCUCACGGCCAUCUGCGAUGCCUCGGAGGCCUGUGUGGCUGCCCUGCUGGGCAAAGAGCUGGAUCCUCUCCCAGAGGAGAGCGUGAGGCAGAAGCCGAACCCCAACGCCGUGCGCUCCUUGGAAGCAGUGAUGCGGGUCCAGAGUCAGUACUGGGGCGCUGUGCAGCGCUUUGCCUCCAAGGUGAGCUGCUCCUUCCUGGAAGCGCAACACCAUGACCCAGAAGAGGUGGAGACCGUGACGGCCUUGGCCUCCCUGUCAGUGGCGGCGAUGGCGGAGAAGAGGCCGCAGGAUGAGCCGAUGGAAGAAGAGGAGCCCAUGAACCAGUGACGAGCGGUGCUGGUCUGAGUCGCCAAUGGCUGAAGGAGUCUGGACGCUCCCUGACCAGUGACUCGCUCUCAACUCUUGGCUCCCUGUCUGCCACGCUGUCCUCUCCCCAAGUCUCACCCAUGGAAUGGACGGGCUGUCUGGCUGCAGCAGCUGCAGGUCACCCUCAGAGGAGCCCGCUGCUCUCUGAGAAUUACCCUCCUGCUUGGCAUCAGCCAUGGACCAGGAUCUCUGCUCCAGGGAGCUGCCCUGCCAUGCCUGGCCAUGUGUUUCCACCUGCUCUCCCCUCAGGGCCUGGCAGGGGCGUAAGGGGCCAGUGGGGUUGAAAAGGCUCCUGCCCUGCCUGCGUGGUAGAGAGCUGCCUUUCUGCAAGGGCUCGUCCGGGUGGCAGGGGGGACUGGGCGGGGCUUGGGGUGGACAGUGAUGGUUGACGAGCUGUUCAGCACCAACCUGAGGAUUGUGCCGCUUCUCCAGACAGUCGGGUUCCCACAGGGUCCCCCACAUUGCACGCCCCGGGAGGGGACCAGGACAUUCUCUGUGCCUCUGGGGUGGCCAGGAGUGAGGGGUGGCGAGUUGGGGCUCGAACCUGUUGUGAAUGAGAAGAGGUUAGAAGAUGGUUGAUGACAUGCAAAUCCCAGGGAAGUGGGAAAAGCCUGAACUCCAGUGUCUCGUGUGUCCAGAACUGCAGGCAUGGGACAUGGCUGCCUUACCCACUAACCAGAGCGUGAGCCCACGGGGACGGGGCCUCUCGGAUUUGCACUAUUACAAACUACGUGUGUGCUCAGGUGCACCUGGCAGACCUUUCCUUCCAUGGGACAGUGAGGAACAAAGUCCUCUGCAGACGAACGCUCAGGAAGUGACUUGAGCCCUGGAACAAGGAGCCAAGCCAGUGACCUGAUGAUCCAUGUCUUUGUAACGUGUCCCUUUGUCCUGAUCCGGGGCGGGGGCUUCUUCCAGAGUAGCCAUUGAGGGCUCUCCGAGUGUCCCUGAGACAGUCCUCACUAGGGUACCUGCCUUAGACCCCACCCCUCUUUCCUGCCUGGUACCCCAGCUGCCAAGGAGAAAUAAGGUGUCUUAGUCUAACAUGGACUCAGCUUACCAUGGGUCUGAAUGCUGCUCAGUGCUCAGCUAGCCCAAGAUGGGGCACGUUAGAAACACUUCCAAGCUCCCAAGAUCCAGCCAGAACCUCUUUGGAGUGAGUGGAGACCCCAGCCCAAUUCCUGCUCCUCCCCAAGUCCUGGGUGCUCUGCAGACCCUGCCUGAGCAGGGAAUCAUUGUGAGAGGUGCUGCACCAACACCCCUCCCCCCAAUAUUGAGGCCAUGUAACCCUGCUGCUUCCCAGACCCCCACCAAGAUCAGGGCUCUGUUGUGCUAGCUGCUGUGCAGACCCCAACCAGGAUCAAAGCCCUGUCAUGCCUGGUGAUGCACUGAGCCAGCUGCAAUUGGGACCCUGUCCGGACAGCACUACACAGACACACUUGGACUGACAGUUCCUUUCCUCAGCUCCAGGAGGACUAGAAUAGGGGCUGCUCAUGCCAAGAGUUUCCCUCAUCCCUGGGCAGAGCACAUGGGUUCGUACCCCCCCCCCCCCCCCCAUAGCCUCAGCUCCUUCCGCUCACCCAGCUGAAGGAGAUCCAUGGUUCUGAUCAGUGGCCUCCAGCGCUGGCAGCUUUUAUGACUCUCACCAGCUCGCCCUGACUUCACUGUAUCAUCUCAAGGAAGCAGAAGAGCUAAAAACUAUCCCCCUCACCUGCCCUGUUCAGGUUUUGCAGAGGAACAGAAGUGGGCCAGCCCGUAGCAGCUUUCUGGUCCAGGAGCCCACACGCCUGGGUUGAUCUCAUUCCGGCCAGCUCCUGUCGAAGUGGGGUUGUCACGCCCAGUCUCUCAGUGCACUGACUGGGCAGGGGAGUGGGCAUGUGGGGCCACGGAGCAGUUAAAAUGUUGGCAGGGGCACAAAGGGGCUACCAUGAGUCACUGAUGGCAGAGUCACCUCCCGAGAGCUACCACGAGUCACUGAUGGCAGUGAGCUGCAGCCAAAGCCCUGAGGCUCUGAGCCCUCGCCACCAGGCUGUGAACACCAGGACAAUCUCACCUGGCUUUAGAGAGGGGCCCAACCCAGAAGCUGAUGUGACACAGCAAUGCGCACACAUGGGCCUGUUGGAUGGUCACAACCACUUCCUGGAGUGCUGGGGUGGGCACUCCUCAAUGGACUAAGUUUCUCCAUGGGCCCACUGCUACCCAGCCCUCGUCAAUGUCCAGCAGCAGAUGGGCAGGGUGGAGGCAUGAAUUUCAGUGAUACUGGUGGGGGCACAGCGGGGCCUGGGGUACCUGGCCAGGGUCUGGCGGUGCAGCGAAAGGGGUGAGUGUUUGUAAAAAUAUAACAGCCAGAAAGGUCUUUUUUCUGACCUGGGAAGAAUAAACAUUUCUUUGCCUUUGAA
This is a messenger RNA of Pelodiscus sinensis (Chinese soft-shelled turtle), 5316 nucleotides long. The record is from RefSeq and is a predicted model, not a curated record. Lineage: Eukaryota; Metazoa; Chordata; Testudines; Trionychidae.